This is a messenger RNA of Verruconis gallopava, 1168 nucleotides long. RefSeq lists its product as uncharacterized. The coding region runs from base 436 to 909 and encodes 157 amino acids. The record is from RefSeq and is a predicted model, not a curated record. The transcript has 2 exons. Lineage: Eukaryota; Fungi; Ascomycota; Dothideomycetes; Venturiales; Sympoventuriaceae.
CGGACGAUGGACCGGUUUGGGCGCAAGAGCAACACUUGAAUAGCAAGGCUUAGUCCGGAGCGAAUGGAUGAGGUCUCGGAAUGCGGUUGAACACACGGAAGCCCCGUGGUCGCCACCUCCAAGUGUUUGCGUGGUUGUCUCUGCGUCAUCACCUCCUCUGCUCCAACAUGCGCCAGAUUUGACUAAGCAUGAAACUGCCAAUGCAGCAGCCAACCUUGCUCGUUCGCUCUCGCGCAAGGCUGAGUCCGAAAGCAAGCUCCUUGAUCCCUCCAUAAUCUCAAUAUGGCGCCGUGCUAUAUACCGCGUGCGGAAAACCCCGCGCCUCGGAAACCUCACCUCUGCUUCUCAUAGUGUUCCAGUGCGAGAGCUGAACGUAAGCGCUCAACUCUAUAUAUCGAGUGUAGAGCCAGAAAAUAUCCCCAACGAAGCGCGGAAAUGGCGACUGCGGAAACGUGCGAGCUCUCGCCUUCGCAUCCUCCUAAGCCAUCCGCCAUUGCCACCUUUAAGCAGCUCCUUCCAGAGAUCAAGAAACAGCUGAUCCACCUCCGCCACACGCACGAUGCCCACGAACCUGAAUACUUCCGCGCCGUGUCCAUGCUUUCUGAUCACGAACUCGCCGACUUCUCCGCCGACGACCUGGUUGCGGUACGCGCGGGCAAUGUGGCUUACGGUCUCAUUGUGUUCGGAAAGGUGCGCAUUCCCGCGAAGGCGAGGAUUCCUGGGGCGCAAGGGCAGUAUUUCUUUGUGAGGUGGUUUGUGGGAGGCGGAGAUGAAGAUGGUGACGGAACGGUGGAGAAAGAGGUCAAGUUCCAUAGUAUAUACACAGAGGAGAAGGACGAUCCAAACGGAGGAAAGACCUUUAGAGCGAUCAUGGGGGAAGAUGAUGAGCUAUUCUUCUUCAAUGAGUAACCGCUCGAUUCCUGAAUUCAUCAUGACCGUAAAGCAUCCCUUUCAGUCUCAAAUUGAAUGCACGUCAUGUUCUUCGUUACAUUCCCCUUAAUGCCACCUCAAUGGUAACGCCCAUCAUAUUCAUAGGACCUCUUGACGAGGUCCGGAAGUAACAGCCCUCUUUAUGAUUGGCACUACUCAUCAUGACGCUAUGCCAAUCUGCGAGACAUUCCCAGCAGAAUUCAUGUCUGCAUAGGGAACAUGUCAUAUGGAAACAACC